GAAAGAACAACAAAACAGUCAAAGAUAUAUUUUCUUUCAGAAAAUUAUAAGAAAUAUGAAGUCCGAAAAACUUAAAAGAAACUUUUGGGUUUCCGCCGAAAUAGAGUGCAUGCUCGACUUGAUAAAGGAAGUGAACAACUGCCAAGGAGCCUUGUCCACAAGCACCACGCAAUAUACAUUUGUUCAAAUUGCCAACCAGAUGAAAAAGCGAGGCUUUCCAAAUAAGUCUCCCACACAAAUUAGGAGAAAAUGGUUUCAAAUGAAAAGUGCUUAUCUGUGCUACAAAAAGGGCAACGUUGAUAGGCUGUUUCUAAUACCCGAGAAAUUUCGUAAUGUUAUUGCCCAGUUUGUAGAAAGCGGUGAAAAAAUUGGACGUUCAAACUUGUCAACAAUUUCGACUGGAACUCCGCCAGUAAUGCAACAAAGCCAAGAAGUCCUUUCAGAGGAGGAUACUUCCGUCAUGGAUAAAUUUCUGAUUCAAAUCAGAAAGAACAAUAAAAUGAUUAAUUCUGAGUUUGCAAGGAUGGAAGAAUCGCUUAUUCAAUUUGAGCAGAAAUGUCAAUUUAUUCGAGACAGAAAUCUUAUAAAGCUUAUUGAUACUUGUUAGUUAAUAAUGUGUGUUAAAUAUGUACAAAAUAGAGUAAAUAUUUAAGGUUUGUUAUAAUCAUGAUUAGUAAAUAAUAAAACUGAAUAACUUUUA
Messenger RNA from Drosophila elegans, 700 nucleotides. RefSeq lists its product as uncharacterized. The coding region runs from base 56 to 607 and encodes 183 amino acids. Lineage: Eukaryota; Metazoa; Arthropoda; Insecta; Diptera; Drosophilidae. The transcript is spliced from 2 exons. The record is from RefSeq and is a predicted model, not a curated record.